Messenger RNA from Balaenoptera acutorostrata (minke whale), 2612 nucleotides. RefSeq names its product solute carrier family 2 member 1 (gene SLC2A1). Lineage: Eukaryota; Metazoa; Chordata; Mammalia; Artiodactyla; Balaenopteridae. Gene Ontology annotation, cellular component: basolateral plasma membrane; apical plasma membrane. The record is from RefSeq and is a predicted model, not a curated record. The transcript is spliced from 10 exons. Gene Ontology annotation, biological process: D-glucose transmembrane transport; response to insulin. Bases 235 to 1713 code for a protein of 492 amino acids.
AUAAACGCGAACGUCCCAACGCUCAGAGGUAACCCCAGCGAGCGUUAAGAUCGUGGGCCGCAGGUCCGAGGAGCUAGCUCGCUAGGGAGCGGGAGGCCAAGCGACCAGAGUCGGAGUCAGAGUCGGAGUCGGAGUCUCGGGACCGGAGCCGGAGCCUGAUCCGCAGAGUGCAGCCCGCCCGCCCGUCGCCGCCCGCGCACCCAGCGCUGCCAGAGCCACCGGCACAGCGCGGCCAUGGAGCCCAGCAGCAAGAAGCUGACGGGCCGCCUCAUGCUGGCUGUGGGAGGGGCAGUGCUCGGCUCCCUGCAGUUUGGCUACAACACUGGAGUCAUCAAUGCCCCCCAGAAGGUGAUUGAGGAGUUCUACAACCAGACGUGGAUCCACCGCUAUAAGGAGCGCAUCUUGCCCGCCACACUGACCACGCUCUGGUCCCUCUCUGUGGCCAUCUUCUCCGUGGGGGGCAUGAUUGGCUCCUUCUCUGUGGGCCUUUUCGUUAACCGUUUUGGCCGGCGGAAUUCAAUGCUGAUGAUGAACCUGCUGACCUUUGUGUCCGCUGUGCUCAUGGGCUUCUCAAAACUGGGCAAGUCCUUUGAGAUGCUGAUCCUGGGUCGCUUCGUCAUUGGUGUGUACUGCGGCCUGACCACUGGCUUUGUGCCCAUGUACGUGGGGGAGGUGUCCCCCACGGACCUUCGUGGGGCCCUGGGUACCCUGCACCAGCUGGGCAUUGUCAUCGGCAUCCUCAUCGCCCAGGUGUUUGGCCUGGACUCCAUCAUGGGCAACCAGGAGCUGUGGCCCCUGCUGCUGAGCGUCAUCUUCAUCCCAGCCCUGCUGCAGUGCAUCCUGCUGCCCUUCUGCCCUGAGAGCCCCCGCUUCCUGCUCAUCAACCGCAACGAGGAGAACCGGGCCAAGAGCGUGCUGAAGAAGCUGCGCGGGACCUCGGAUGUGACCCGCGACCUGCAGGAGAUGAAGGAGGAGAGCCGGCAGAUGAUGCGGGAGAAGAAGGUCACCAUCCUGGAGCUGUUCCGCUCGGCUGCCUACCGUCAGCCCAUCCUCAUUGCCGUGGUGCUGCAGCUGUCCCAGCAGCUGUCUGGCAUCAAUGCUGUUUUCUAUUACUCCACAAGCAUCUUUGAGAAGGCGGGGGUGCAGCAGCCUGUGUAUGCCACCAUCGGCUCCGGCAUCGUCAACACAGCCUUCACUGUCGUGUCGCUGUUUGUGGUGGAACGAGCUGGCCGGCGGACCCUGCACCUCAUAGGCCUGGCCGGUAUGGCAGGCUGUGCGGUGCUCAUGACCAUCGCGCUGGCGCUGCUGGAGCAGCUGCCCUGGAUGUCCUACCUGAGCAUCGUGGCCAUCUUUGGCUUCGUGGCCUUCUUUGAAGUGGGCCCUGGCCCCAUCCCAUGGUUCAUUGUGGCUGAACUCUUCAGCCAGGGCCCUCGCCCAGCUGCCAUUGCUGUCGCUGGCUUCUCCAACUGGACCUCAAAUUUCAUUGUGGGCAUGUGCUUCCAGUAUGUGGAGCAACUGUGUGGUCCCUAUGUCUUCAUCAUCUUCACCGUGCUCCUGGUUCUGUUCUUCAUCUUCACCUACUUCAAAGUUCCCGAGACGAAAGGCAGGACCUUCGAUGAGAUUGCUUCCGGCUUCCGGCAGGGGGGAGCGAGCCAAAGUGACAAGACACCCGAGGAGCUGUUCCACCCCCUGGGAGCUGAUUCACAAGUGUGAGGUGCCCCACACCACCAGCCUGGUCUGCUCCCAGCAGCCCAAGGAUCUCUCGGAGCACAGGCAGCUGGAGGAGACUUUCAAACUGACAAGAUCUCAGCAGAGCUGGGCCUGGGGCUCCUUCCUUCAGCCAGUAGUGAUGUCCAGAAGAAUAUUCAGGACUUUUAACGGCUCCAGGAUUUUAACAAAAGACUGUUGCUCAGAUCUAUUCAGACAAGCAACAGGUUUUAUAAUUUUUUUAUUACUGAUUUUGUUAUUAUUUUUUUAUCAGCCAGAGUCUCCUUUAUCCACAUCCCUGGCUUCACCCUGAGUGGCUCAGUGCCUGAGGGUGGGGACCAAGCCCUGCCUAGACACUUGCCUUCUUUGCCAAGCUAAUCUGUAGGGCCGGACCUAUGACCCAAGGACACACUAAUCGAACUGCGAACCAUGAGUCUUCUACCCCAAGAGGUGGCUCUGGCCACACCUUCUGUGGGCCUGGGUCUCCCCACCUAGGGAUCAGGCUCCAGGAUCAGGCUCCAUUAGGAUUCGCCCAUUCCUGUCUCUUCCUACCCAACCACUCAAAUUCAUCUUCCCUUGCCUGAGACCAGUUGGGAGCACUGGAGUACAGGGAGGAGAGGGGAAGGGCCAGACUGGGCUGCCAGGUGCUAGUCUCCUUUGCACUGAGGGCCAGACGAUCACCAAGAGAGGAGGGCCAUGGGAAACUGAGAACUCACUAUUCAAGAAGACGUGAACACUCCUGCCCUGCUGUGUAUAGUUGGAAGAUAUUUAUAUAUAUUUUUUGGUUGUCAAUAUUAAAUACAGACACUAAGUUAUAGUAUAUCUGGACAAACCAACUUGUAAAUACACCACCUUACUCCCUCUGUAACUUACCUAAGCAGAUAUAAAUGGCUGGUUUUUAGAAA